AUGCUUGAAGCAAAAGAAUGCAACGCCCAAUUUGAAGAUCCACCGACUCAAGCGCCGCCUGAUCGCCAGUGUCCUAUCCUUCCUUCCUCGGAACCAUGCAGGAGAAAUACGCCACCCCAAAACUGUGACCGAAUGUUGCUGCAGGAACCUUUCACAGCUCCCAUCAAGCUGAUGGACACUAUCGAUAGCCAUCAUCAUCAGCUUUCCCGGUACGAUCCACACAAUGAAUGCUUUUCGUAUUCUCAGCUCCUCAACGAUAUUGUCCAUCAUCGUAUCGACCCCGAAAUCACAAAGUUGCUGCUCCGUAGCAAGCUUUAUCACGACAAACGUCUAGCCAGGGAAGCCUACUUGAAUCUGCAGCUUUUAAACAAUCAACGCAAUCAUCAUCACCAUCCUUCACCAAAGUACGCGCAGACCGAUAAUAUCGGUUGUUUCGGUGAUUCUCCCGACCCUGCCUCUUUUGGUCAUUCAACUUCCACCACGGAUUCAUACGAAACCCAGGAUUCAUAUGCAGCCUCACCAGUUCAUAGUUGGAGCCAAUCUUCGUUUAUCUAAAAAGCCGUCUAUUCAACCCUAUCGCUGUAUUCUUUUAUACUAUAUACAGAUCCUCACUACACUAAUUGGUCGCUAUGAAGAUUUCGGUUAUAUGCAAAUGAAGGUUAAAAAAAAAAGUGAGCGAUCCGCAUUUGAUAUCCUCC
Molecule: messenger RNA, 698 nt
Organism: Radiomyces spectabilis
Lineage: Eukaryota; Fungi; Mucoromycota; Mucoromycetes; Mucorales; Radiomycetaceae
Exons: 1
Coding region: 1-555 (184 amino acids)
Source: RefSeq, a predicted model, not a curated record